Molecule: messenger RNA, 659 nt
Organism: Zerene cesonia (dogface butterfly)
Lineage: Eukaryota; Metazoa; Arthropoda; Insecta; Lepidoptera; Pieridae
Product: membrane-associated progesterone receptor component 1-like
Exons: 3
Coding region: 55-573 (172 amino acids)
Cellular component (GO): endomembrane system; membrane
Source: RefSeq, a predicted model, not a curated record
AACAACUUGAUAACUCAGUCCACUCCAACCGCCCGCGAAACGCACACGUACAAAAUGGCCGAAACAGACACAUUUAGUUUUUGGGACGAACUAACGAGUCCCCUUAACCUAGUGCUCGUAUUUUUCAUUUUAUACCUUCUAUACAAGAUAAUAAAGUCGCAUUUCGAAACGGUGGAGCCUGUGAGCAUUCCGCGGCCUAUGCCCAAGUUACGGCAAGACAUGACAGUUGCUGAACUAAAAAAAUACGAUGGCACCAACGAAGAAGGACGAGUGCUAUUGGCUGUUAAUGGAAUAAUAUUCGACGUGACUAAGGGAAAACGAUUUUAUGGACCAGGAGGUCCAUACGCAGCGUUCGCAGGCAAAGACGCGACGCGAGGCCUGGCCACGGGGGAAGUAGCCACCUCCGAUAAGGAAUAUGAUGACGUCAGCGACCUCACUCCCGAUGAGGUUGCAUCUGCUAAAGAAUGGGAGGAUCAGUUCAGGGAAAAAUACGAUAUCGUUGGAAAGUUACUGAAGCCCGGUGAGACGCCAACAAAAUACGACGAUGAGACUGAAGACAAGAAAUCACAGUAGAUUUAAAACAUAUUGUGAUACGUUGGGUAUUUUAAUGUUGAUGUUUUUGUUUUAGUUACGUAUAAAUAUUAAAUGGUUGCUUUGUA